UGAUGUCACUCUCUUUGUAAUUUCCGUUUGAUAUUUCCCCCUGCAAUUAGCCAAUUGCUUUCGAAUAAUCAUUUCUUGCUAAUUCAAAGCUGUAGAGGGAGAAGAGGGAAGAAGGAAGAGGAAUCAAUUCUCUUUCUGUUGGAAUUUUCCAAAUUAUGUUAGUUCAAAGAAGAGUGAUAACGAGUUGGAGGAGAGUGGCCAAGUCUUUGCAGGCCCUUGUAGCCCAUAGCCUGCUUUUCUUGUUCACGCUUUUGCUUGCUCUCAAGCUUGACCGUGCAGUGUCUUUCUCGUGGUGGAUAAUUUUUGCACCUCUAUGGCUAUUUCAUUCAGUGGUAGCACGUGGCCGGUUUUCCUUACCUGCUCCAUCAAUGCCCAAUAAUCGCCAUUGGGCACCAUGUCAUGCUGUGUUGGCAACUCCAUUGCUCAUUGCUUUUGAACUACUCCUUUGCAUACGUCUAGAGAGAAGUUACGUUGUCAACUUGAAGAUUGUUUUUCUUCCAUUGCUGGCUUUUCAAAUAUCAGUCUUGAUUGAUAAUAUAAGGAUGUGUAGAGCUUUAAUGCCUGGAGAUGAAGAAAGCAUGAGUGAUGAAGCAAUAUGGGAGACUCUUCCUCACUUCUGGGUUGCAAUAUCUAUGGUCUUCUUCAUUGCUGCAACGAUAUUCACUCUUCUCAAGCUAUGUGGUGAUGUGGCAGCUCUUGGAUGGUGGGACUUGUUUAUAAAUUAUGGAAUUGCAGAGUGCUUUGCCUUCCUUGUUUGUACACAGUGGUAUAAUCCAGCAAUUCAUAGGCAUUCUCAUAUUGGAGAAUCUGGUUCUUCAGUGAUUUUCAGAUAUACUGACUGGAAUAGAGGCUUGGUAGUUUCUUCAGAUGAAGACAGACAUCAGAAUGGCAGAAUUUGCAACCUGCAGGACAUUGGCGGACAUUUUAUGAAAAUUCCUUUUGUUGGUUUUCAGAUCAUGCUUUUUAUGUACUUGGAGGGUACACCCCCUCGUGCUAAAUACAUCCCAUUUCCAGUUCUUUUUGCUCCGCUUUUCUUGGUGCAAGGAGCUGGGGUUUUGUUUGCUGCGUAUAGAUUAGUGGAGAAAAUUGUUAUUUUACUACGUGGCGGAGCAACUUCUAAUAGAUACUUCACCAUUGUAUCAAAAGCUCGUGAUUUUCUUGGAUUUUUGCACCAUGGAUCAAGAUUACUGGGUUGGUGGUCAAUAGAUGAAGGAAGUAGAGAGGAGCUGGCCAGACUAUAUUAUGCUGGAGAUUCCGGCUACAACACAUUCUCACCGGAUGCUGUGAAUAGGAUGCCUAAAUCUGAACUUGUUGAGGAGAUUUGGAGGCUGCAAGCUGCAUUAGGUGAGCAAACAGAAGUCACAAAGUAUAGCCAGCAGGAGUGUGAAAGACUUCAAAAUGAAAAAAUCCUAUGCAGAGUUUGCUUUGAGGAACAAAUUAAUGUAGUGCUGCUUCCAUGCAGGCAUCACGUCCUAUGCAGAACUUGCUGUGAGAAGUGUAAAAAAUGCCCAAUCUGCCGUGUCGCGAUUGAAGAGCGAUUAGCUGUAUAUGAUGUCUAGCUCCACUGCUUCUGUACAUCCACAAGAUGGCUGGAAAGCUUCCUUGCUGCUCCUGGUUUUAGAAGAAGCAUGCAAAGAGAAGAUGGCAAUUUGGGUGGAGCUGGGGACGUGAGGUUGGACUUGGUAGCUCUUUGCAAACCACUUUCUGUUUUUCCAAAAUAUCAAUUUGUAAAAAUGUCCUCAAAUGUAAUCAUUAGCACUUCACAUUGUUCUUCUUAUAUAAAACUCAUUAAAUUUAGAAUA
Molecule: messenger RNA, 1802 nt
Organism: Manihot esculenta (cassava)
Lineage: Eukaryota; Viridiplantae; Streptophyta; Magnoliopsida; Malpighiales; Euphorbiaceae
Exons: 14
Coding region: 156-1559 (467 amino acids)
Source: RefSeq, a predicted model, not a curated record